CAGCCAUGGAGAACGCGCACACAAAGACGGUGGAGGAGGUGCUGGGCCACUUCGGCGUCAACGAGAGCACGGGGCUGAGCCUGGAGCAGGUCAAGAAGCUCAAGGAGAGAUGGGGCUCCAACGAGUUACCGGCUGAAGAAGGGAAAACCUUGCUGGAACUUGUGAUUGAGCAGUUUGAAGACUUACUAGUUAGAAUUUUAUUGCUGGCAGCAUGUAUAUCUUUUGUUUUGGCUUGGUUUGAAGAAGGUGAAGAAACAAUUACAGCCUUUGUAGAACCCUUUGUAAUUUUACUUAUAUUAGUAGCAAAUGCAAUUGUGGGUGUAUGGCAGGAAAGAAAUGCUGAAAAUGCAAUCGAAGCCCUUAAGGAGUAUGAGCCUGAAAUGGGCAAGGUAUAUCGACAGGACAGAAAGAGUGUACAGCGGAUUAAAGCUAAGGACAUAGUUCCUGGUGAUAUUGUAGAAAUUGCUGUUGGUGACAAAGUUCCUGCUGAUAUAAGAUUAACUUCCAUCAAAUCUACUACUCUAAGAGUUGACCAGUCAAUUCUCACAGGUGAAUCUGUCUCUGUCAUCAAGCACACUGACCCUGUCCCUGACCCACGGGCUGUCAACCAAGAUAAGAAGAACAUGCUCUUUUCUGGCACAAACAUUGCUGCUGGCAAAGCUAUGGGAGUGGUUGUGGCAACUGGAGUUAACACUGAGAUUGGCAAGAUCCGGGAUGAAAUGGUGGCAACGGAACAGGAGAGAACACCUCUCCAGCAGAAACUAGAUGAGUUUGGGGAACAGCUUUCCAAAGUCAUCUCCCUUAUUUGCAUUGCAGUCUGGAUCAUAAACAUUGGGCACUUCAAUGACCCAGUUCAUGGAGGCUCCUGGAUCAGAGGUGCUAUUUACUACUUUAAAAUUGCAGUGGCCCUGGCUGUAGCAGCCAUUCCUGAAGGUCUACCUGCUGUCAUCACCACCUGCCUGGCUCUUGGAACUCGCAGAAUGGCAAAGAAAAAUGCCAUUGUUCGAAGCCUCCCCUCAGUAGAAACCCUUGGUUGUACUUCUGUUAUCUGCUCAGACAAGACUGGUACACUUACAACAAACCAGAUGUCAGUCUGCAGGAUGUUCAUUCUGGACAAAGUUGAAGGUGAUACUUGUUCCCUUAACGAGUUUACCAUAACUGGAUCAACAUAUGCACCUAUUGGAGAAGUGCAUAAAGAUGAUAAACCAGUGAAAUGUCAUCAAUAUGAUGGUCUUGUAGAAUUGGCAACAAUUUGUGCUCUUUGUAAUGACUCUGCUUUGGAUUACAAUGAGGCAAAGGGUGUGUAUGAAAAAGUUGGAGAAGCUACAGAGACGGCUCUCACUUGCCUGGUAGAGAAGAUGAAUGUAUUUGAUACCGAAUUGAAAGGUCUUUCUAAAAUAGAACGAGCAAAUGCCUGCAACUCGGUCAUUAAACAGUUAAUGAAAAAAGAAUUUACUCUAGAGUUUUCACGUGAUAGAAAAUCAAUGUCAGUUUAUUGUACACCAAACAAACCGAGCCGGACAUCGAUGAGCAAAAUGUUUGUGAAGGGUGCUCCCGAAGGUGUCAUCGAUAGGUGCACCCACAUUCGAGUUGGAAGUACUAAAGUUCCUAUGAUCCCUGGAGUCAAACAGAAGAUCAUGUCUGUUAUUCGGGAAUGGGGGAGUGGCAGCGACACACUGCGAUGCCUGGCUCUGGCCACUCAUGACAACCCACUGAGAAGAGAAGAAAUGAACCUGGAGGACUCUGCCAACUUUAUUAAAUAUGAGACCAAUCUGACUUUCGUUGGCUGUGUGGGCAUGCUGGACCCUCCAAGAAUUGAAGUGGCCUCUUCUGUGAAGCUGUGCCGGCAAGCAGGCAUCCGGGUCAUCAUGAUCACGGGGGACAACAAGGGCACCGCUGUGGCCAUCUGUCGCCGCAUUGGCAUCUUCAGGCAGGACGAGGAUGUGACGUCAAAGGCUUUUACAGGUCGGGAGUUUGAUGAGCUCAGUCCUUCAGCCCAGAGAGAUGCCUGCUUGAAUGCCCGCUGUUUUGCUCGAGUUGAACCUUCCCACAAGUCUAAAAUUGUAGAGUUUCUUCAGUCUUUUGAUGAGAUUACAGCUAUGACUGGGGAUGGUGUGAAUGAUGCUCCUGCCCUGAAGAAAUCCGAGAUUGGCAUUGCCAUGGGCUCUGGCACUGCAGUGGCUAAAACCGCCUCCGAGAUGGUCCUGGCUGAUGACAACUUCUCCACCAUUGUGGCUGCCGUCGAGGAGGGGCGGGCAAUAUACAACAACAUGAAGCAGUUCAUCCGCUACCUCAUCUCGUCGAACGUGGGGGAAGUUGUCUGUAUUUUCCUGACAGCAGCCCUUGGAUUUCCUGAGGCUUUAAUUCCUGUCCAGCUGCUCUGGGUCAAUCUGGUGACAGAUGGCCUGCCUGCCACGGCGCUGGGGUUCAACCCUCCUGAUCUAGACAUCAUGAACAAACCACCCCGGAACCCGAAGGAACCACUGAUCAGUGGGUGGCUCUUUUUCCGUUACCUGGCUAUUGGCUGUUACGUCGGCGCUGCUACUGUGGGUGCUGCUGCAUGGUGGUUCAUUGCUGCUGACGGUGGUCCAAGAGUGUCCUUCUACCAGCUGAGUCAUUUCCUACAGUGUAAAGAGGACAACCCAGACUUUGAAGGAGUGGAUUGUGCAGUCUUUGAAUCCCCGUAUCCGAUGACAAUGGCACUCUCUGUUCUAGUAACCAUAGAGAUGUGUAAUGCCCUCAACAGCUUGUCUGAAAACCAGUCCCUGCUGAGGAUGCCCCCUUGGGAGAAUAUCUGGCUUGUGGGCUCCAUCUGCCUGUCCAUGUCGCUCCACUUCUUAAUCCUCUAUGUGGAACCCUUGCCUCUUAUCUUCCAGAUCACACCGCUGAAUUUGACCCAGUGGCUGAUGGUGCUGAAAAUCUCCUUGCCUGUGAUUCUAAUGGAUGAGACGCUCAAGUUUGUGGCCCGCAACUACUUGGAACCUGGUAAAGAGUGUGUGCAGCCUGCCACCAAAUCCUGCUCGUUCUCGGCAUGCACCGAUGGGAUUUCCUGGCCGUUUGUGCUGCUCAUAAUGCCCCUGGUGAUCUGGGUCUAUAGCACAGACACUAACUUUAGUGACAUGUUUUGGUCUUGACUGACAGUUUUACAUAAAGAAGAUGUUUAACUUAAUCAAUUAAUUUUUUAUUGUUUAAAGCAACUGUCUACUUCUGCUGAAUUUUCACAUGAACAUAUUGGCUGGUGAAGGUUUCAUACUCUAGAUUUUGUUUCGCUUUUUCUGACUCCAGUGGGGCAAGAUUUUCCUUUUUUAUACACAUAAUUAAAGUGUCCAUUGACAUGUACAGAGAACUAACACUAUUUUAUGCAAAUAUUUUUUUGUAGAUGAAAAAAGCAUGUACAGUGUUCUGUUUAAUACUCAUCCUUGUAUAAAAAAAAUAGUUGAGCCAGCAGACAUUGUCAGCAAAUUAAUUGGCAGCAGAUUUUAGGAAAUGAAUGUGUGUGGUUUUUUCUAAAACUAAAUAGCAUGUAUUGUGUCUUUUGCAUGAUCAUCUGGAUUUAAUCUGAGAUCACAGUCUAAUUUUUAUUCAUAAGCCAAUUUUUCUGCACUGAGCAGAGUACUGCUACCUCAGUCAGUAUUUUUUGGUUUGCCACUCCCCUCGCCCACCUCAGCCCUCACUCACCCCCACCCCCACCCCCACCCCGGUCCCGCUCGGCUGCUGCUCCUGUAGGGUUUCGAUGGUUCUGUUUACAUCAGUCUUAACAAGAGGUAUGCCUGUUCUCGCUUGUGCAGAAAACAUUGUUCCAGAUUCAAUCGACUGGGCUCAUGUCCCCUCACAUAGUUUUUAAGGUUAUUUAUUUAAAUGUCUAAUGUAUUUUAUUGUAACAGACAUUGUUUUGCCAACAUUGCCUAUUUCAGUGGCACUUCACAAUCUAGUUUAAAAAGAAAAAUAAAACAUUUUAAAUGGACAGAACAAUAACUGUCUUGUUUUUAACUCUUAAGUGGCUUAGCUUGAACUCUGUAUUGGAUGUGUCCAACUUUCUCUUAAUUUGUUAGCUCAGAACUUUAGUUUUACUUUGCUUCAGGGGAAGAAGGAUCCUGUUCUGCUGCAUAGGUAGUUGUAGGAAUUUUAUUUUUUAAUGUAUAGGCAGUAAUUGUCAUCUGUGAUACAUUUUGUGCAAGUUUCUGCUGGCCUGUUUUAGCCUGGUGUAGAGAACAUAAGGGGCAAGCGUGUGUGUUUGUAUGUGCGUGUGUUUUGUAAAAUCUGUAAAUAGCACAUGACCAAAUGAACAUAUUGUAUAGAACUAUUUUUAUUUGAAUGUGGCACUAACCACCACCAUUGUUACUAUGAUAAAUGUUUGCGCAUGUUCGACAUCAGUCUUACCGACAGUGUAUGAGUCAUUAACAGUCCUAACUGUGGUGUUUUCCUCCAAUGCCUUCCAACAUCCAUCAACUAACGUGAGUAUUCCCUGGAAUUUGGAUGCUUUAGCCUAAAGGUGACUGCCACCAAGUGAGUUAGCUGUAUGACACUAAGGAAUAAGCCCCUUGUGUCACAAACUGCAGUCUUCUGUGACUGUCCCAGAGAGCAACAGGCACACAAUGCAUGGCACCUGUACACACAGGGACCAGGUUAGCCAACCCCGGGUGUGAUACCCGGAGACUCCACACUCUGCCAGGACAGUGGCACAGCCAGAUGUCAGGGAGGACCUGAGGGAAGAGAAACUCAUUCUGUUUUGGUCAGACUGACAGGCUGAGGGGCUGUCCCGUGCUAGUGCCAAGAUGAAGAGUCACAAAACUUCCUGUGGUUCUUUUGAUCUGUUAGCUGCAAGAACGCAUCCCAGAAUCUCGCUACCUGGUUCAUUAAAAAGCAAAAAGCUAGUGAAAGCAAGUAACCAAACCAGUGAACUCACGCACCCAUAGGUUCAUCUUAAAUAGGCCACCUUUCUGUACCUUCUGGGUCAUAUCCUUUGCGGCUGAGGCUUGUCUUCUCUCUCCAGGGUACAGGAAAGCACAGUUAUGAGGACAUGGCUCUGCUCAGCCAGCAGACAGCCAGCCUAGUCAUUAGCCAGGGUGAAGGAGGCCUAGGCACUUCCUUCCUUGUAUUCAGUGGGCUGGCAGCUCCCUCCCUGUGAGGCCGAGUGUUCUUGCGAAGGCAUUUGGGCCCUGCUUACUGGGCCAGCCAGAAGAUGUGAUAUAAAUGCUUGGAAUUUGGGGGGAAAGUUAAUGGGUCUCAAGCAGGACAAGGUGCUGCCAAGUUCAGAGGUCUUGAGUGUAAAGGGAGGGCAGUGAAACAUGGAGACUGACUCUAAAUGCAGAGUCCUGGCCUGGCUCACCGAGGCCUCUCUCAGAGGAAAGGAGGUUGGUUUGCUUGGCAGAGAAUGGGGGAUAGGUUUUGUCAGUUUUAGUAUCAUGAGGCACAAAAAGAAAUGGGUUGAGUGGAUCAAAUGCAAGGAGUGCGUCUUGGCUGCACACCAAAACAGGAUGUCUAAACUUGUUAGGUGGUGUGCUAUUCAGUGGCAACCAAACUAACCAAAUAGUCAACUUUUCCUGACUCAGUUCUUUGAUUUAGUGGCCUGUACAAAAUAAGUGGAAUGGUGUGGGCUACUAUAGUAGGAGACAUGCACAGCCCCAGAUGGCCCCAGGCCGGCUGUUGCCUUGUCGUUUGUCAUCUUCAGGCCCGUCCAGCCCACAGAGGUGGUUUGGGCGCCCACUUCCCUCAGCCCAGACAGCUGGGAGUGAGGAAGACCCACUGCUGCCUCUAGCAGAGUCCCUUUGUCCACUCUGCCUCAGGCUCUGCCACUGAAAAACAUGUCCGAAUUGGCGCCGCCUCAGCAUUCGUGCCACUGCGGGCACAUCCCUGGCCUCGGGCCUCCAUCAUGCAGUGAGCGGCAGGGACCCAGCCCCAUCCUCACCCAGCACCUGCAGGAGGGCACUGUCAGACUCUGCUUUUGCUGCCACCAGUAACAGGAUGGGGCGGCGGCGUCCUCAGACCCACCAUGCAUGUGCUGUCAGGCAGCUGUCACCUGAAACUCACUCCAGGUUCUUUCCCAAUGGGCAGGUGGGCCAAAGGCCCAUCCUAUCGGCAUUCUGCUUUUUGCCGUCCCCCAUGCCUCACCCAGUCUCUUGGACAGAGCUUGGUCUGGAGGGUGGCAGUCUCCCACCUCCCCUAACUGGGGUACCACUCCAGCAGCUCAUCCUGCAUCUGCACAGUGCAGGUGAUGCGUCCUAUUGGGAGAACCACAUGAGCUCACAGGCACGCAAGGCAACUGCCAGCCUCUCCCUCACAAGCAGCUGCUACCACAUUGCCCUCAAACUGGGGCCUUAGCCCCCUGAAUGUCUGUGUGGUGGGCAGACCUCAGCAAUAGCUGUGACCACAGGCAUUAGCUCAGUGUCUGCCAAGCACCUGCCCACUGCCUGGAGCCAGAGCCUGCUGUGUCUGCAGUAGCCAUGAGCUAAGUCAGCAUCCAACACAUUUUUAAUUGAACCAUCAAAUUUUGUCAGAACCACCGCCCUGCAGUCAACAAUGAGGGUAGUCUCCAGCCUUCUUUAUUGAAAGGGAACGGUGAGAAGCAGCUGAGGUGCAGCAGUUCCCCUUCUAGGACUUGGCGGGGUUGCCCCUGCAGCCCAGAGGCUGAUAGCCAGGGAAGGAAGCAGGGCGCUAGAGGCUUGGCGCUGAUUGCUACACUACUCACUGCUGCUUCAUCUUCCUUACCCUCUGCACUGCUAACCAGGAACUUCUCCUCUUGCCCAUCUCACUUCUGUUACGCCAGAAGCAGGCCAGUGUCUGCCUGCUGGGAUGCUCCUGUGAGCCAGGGGCAGCCUUUGCUCUGUAGCCGGACAACGAAGGGUCUGUAUUGCUGAGCCACUGCCCCCUGUGUGGGCAACUCCUCAGAGGCAGUUAAUCAGAAAUCCUGGUCUUAAAAUCUUAAAAGAUCAAACAACAUUCCUUUUCAUCUGUCACUAUUAAUCUUAGUCUUAAAUAGUUAUUCUGACAUUUCCUCCCCAUAUUUCAUAAAGCUGAUUUCCUGUCUCUUUCCUUUUCAGCAAUACUGGAGUAACCGCUUCCUAAACCAUUUUGCAGAAAUAUAAGGGUGUUCGGUUGCGUGCAUGUACGUUUUUAGCAACACAUCUGCCAGCCCUCUGCAUGAUUGAUGUUGGGGGAAAUGAAAAGUAGAAAAAAGUCCCCAACUCAUUGUGUGCUAUGUGGAGGAGACGCGUAUUACCAAUGGGGUUUUUAGCUUUUAAAUCAAAAUAAUAAUUAUAAAUGUAUAAUUUAGGUUAAUGAAUCAGAAAGCCUCUCCAGAGAAUUUUGGUUUCUUUGCUGCAAGAAGAAUGAGGUUUUGAAACCUUAUCCAAGAACUUAGAAGCCAUCAGCCAAGGCUCCAUAUUUCUCUGUACAAAAUGUCAUAGUUUAUAUAAAUGUACAAUAUUAAAUUGUAAUGCAUGCCUUCAGUUGUAAGUAGCCAGACUUCUCUGUGGUGUCAUUGAAACAUGCUACUUUUUAAUUGGCCCUGUACAGUUUGCUUAUUUAUAAAUUUAUUGAAAAACACUACAGGUGUUAAAUGGUUAAAAUGUAGGCCUUCGGUUCAUAACUUCAGUUAUUUUUCUGAGUGUGCAAACAGCUAUUUUGCACUGUAUUAAAUGUAACUUAUUUAAUGAAAUCAGAAGCAGUAGACAGAUGUUGGUGCAAUACAAAUAUUGUGAUGCAUUUAUCUUAAUAAAAUGCUAAACGUCAACUUAUCACAACGCAUGUUUGACUUUAGACUGUAAAUAGACGUCAGUUGUUUAUUUCUGUGCUGGUAACAAAAAGCAUUGCACAGACAUGGUUUCAGGUAAAUAAAUCUAUUCUACGAUAA
This is a messenger RNA of Equus quagga, 7852 nucleotides long. It is a transcript of the gene ATP2A2, whose product is annotated as ATPase sarcoplasmic/endoplasmic reticulum Ca2+ transporting 2. NCBI's taxonomy places the organism in Eukaryota, Metazoa, Chordata, Mammalia, Perissodactyla, Equidae. The transcript has 20 exons. Gene Ontology annotation, cellular component: membrane. Gene Ontology annotation, molecular function: P-type calcium transporter activity involved in regulation of cardiac muscle cell membrane potential; ATP binding; ATP hydrolysis activity. Bases 6 to 3134 code for a protein of 1042 amino acids. The record is from RefSeq and is a predicted model, not a curated record. Gene Ontology annotation, biological process: intracellular calcium ion homeostasis; calcium ion transmembrane transport; regulation of cardiac muscle contraction by calcium ion signaling.